Saccostrea cuccullata (small rock oyster) is the source of this 1966-nucleotide messenger RNA. Its product is annotated as B-cell scaffold protein with ankyrin repeats-like. NCBI's taxonomy places the organism in Eukaryota, Metazoa, Mollusca, Bivalvia, Ostreida, Ostreidae. The record is from RefSeq and is a predicted model, not a curated record. Gene Ontology annotation, molecular function: signaling receptor binding. The coding region runs from base 154 to 1614 and encodes 486 amino acids. The transcript is spliced from 11 exons.
CAGGUGAGAUAUCACGGACGACUCUCUGGGUCUUUAAAGUGUUGCAUUCGCACUAAAAGAGGAAGGGGUUUACCUAUAAAAGCAAACUGUAAGAAAAUUAUGGUCCAUUGUCGUGUAAACAAUAGUUAAGACCUUUCUUCAAAAAUUCCAAUAAUGGAGGAAGAAAUUUAUAUGCCCAUGUUUCCAAAAAUGGAAAAAGAUUCUAUACUUAUCCUACACACGCAUGACGGUGUACCAGUUGCUGAAUAUAUCAAGAAUAAUUUGGAAAUAUUCAAGGACCAAUUCAAAAUCAAAGUCAGUAUCUGCGACAUAGACGAAAUAGAAAGCAGAACUUUGAAUCAUCAGGUAACAAUUCUUUUGAUUACACCUGAAGUAAUAUCUCACCUGAAGGUGACCAAAGACAUGGCAGGUUCCUCUAUCCGAUUUCCAAAGAACACAAAUUCAACUUGUGCAUUUUUAGUUCACGAUUCUGUAAACUUUUCUGAUGGAGAAACUGAGGCGAUACUGAAGAGCCAAAUUCCAGAUUUUCAUGAUUGGACUGUGCUGGAAUUCGGCUCCGUAAGAUCAACAAUACAUAACAUUGUGAGUUUACUUGAUCAAAUGUCAACAGAUGUAUUUCCAGCCACCCUGCAAUACCGACUGGAACCAAACUACCUCAUAACAGACAAGAAUCUGGUAUAUAUUAUGUUCAAAGAUAAAAAGGAAAAGGGCACUGCCGUGUCUGUAAACUUGGAUAGAAGAAACAUAGAAGCCAAAUACCUCAAUCCCUAUACAUAUUCAUUUUCUCCAAGUGGUUUACCUUACGGGAGGAAUUCUGUAAACGUAUUUGUUAAUGGAACAUCUGAAGGUACUACAUCUUUAAUGGUGGGAAACAAAAUGGAUUUCUUGUACGAAGAAAUUAAGGACAUUGCAUCUCCGGUGGAAUUUCUGUGUCAGGUGCUGAGACUUUCUGCAGAGGAUAGAGAAAGUUUGGACAGAGAUCUGGCAGACAGAAUUAAUGAUAAUGCCAUUUCUAAUUUCUCAUUCUUGAAUGAUCUAGACGAACGGUUUUCUUGGCGUGAACAACAGAUUGACAAAGAACUCCCUACAAUGCUUCACUUUGGCGCUAAAUUUGGGUUGGACUGUUUCUGUCAAGUUUUGGUGAAAGUUCCUGGUUUUGGUAUAGCCCAGACAAUCCGGAAUAAAGAUGGCCUAACUCCAAGUCAAUUAGCUAAAAUAAUGGGGUUUCAUAAACUAUCUUAUGACCUUGAUCCUUUCCACAACAGGUCAUCUAAUACUAGUGUACUGGGGGAUUUUCAGUGCCCUAUUUCAGGGCCACCAGUUUAUCCCAAAUUUCAACAGAGGAGCCAAAGUGAAUCGACCCCGCGCGAGGGUGUUGUUCCGGAAGUGAGAAGACGAAAUCAAACUGAUGUAACAAAGAUACAUAAAAACAGGAAGGCAUCAGAAUCAUAUGAAAAAGUGAUAUCAAUACAAUCAACUGAUAGUGGAUUUUCAGCAUCGACCGAGAAAGAUGCGUUCGAAGACUUCGAUUACAAUUAUACAGCUGAAGAAAGUGAGCAACAAAAACAUGAACAGGUAAAAGCUACGAAACAGAAUCAGCAUAGAACUACCUGACAAACCAUUUCCAGGUUUUGAAGAUAAUUUGUCCGUCUCCACAAAGCUUUGAAGUAAAUAUCAUCGAUGACUUUGAAAAAUAAGACCAUUUCGACACAGUGUGAUGAUUAUUCCUUGACUUGAAUUGAUCUUUGAAAGGUUUCAUUAAGCUUUAUUUGUAAAGAAAACAUUUGCUUGAAAAGAAAUACACCAUGGGUAAAAUUUCUGUUUCAAUGCACAUGGUGAUGUUUAAACGAAUUGUUAAUGGUGCUUUAUUUGUCAAUGCAAUUUACUUACUACGCGUAUAUAUCAUAAAAUUGUAUCUUUAUGCUCAAAGGCUCGAAUAAAUUUCCGUAAAAAGUGGUAUUGAAUU